AUGCAGGUCCCUUUGAUUCGUCUCCAAUGCGGCUGCAACAGCUACGACUGGGGGAAGAAAGGGAAGGACUCGGCUGCAGCCAAAUAUGCUGCGGCGACUCCUUCGGACAACUUCAGCAUCCAAGAAGACAAGCCAUAUGCCGAACUAUGGAUGGGUACGCACCCUUCUCUGCCUUCCAAAGACCUCGUCACCGGCAGAUCUCUGCUCGAGCUUGUCGCCGACAACCAAGCAUUGAUGGGCACCGACAUCACCGAGAAAUACAACAAGAAGCUUCCUUUCCUCUUCAAGGUCCUGUCCAUCAACAAGGCAUUGUCCAUUCAAGCCCACCCUAACAAGAAACUCGCCGAGAAGCUCCAUGCCAAAGACCCAAAGAACUAUCCAGACGACAACCACAAGCCCGAGAUGACGCUCGCCAUCACCCCUUUCGAAGGCCUCUGUGGAUUUCGACCCCUCAACGAAAUCGCACACUUCCUCGCAACAAUUCCACCUCUGCGCGAAUUGGUCGGUGAGAGCGAGGCCAAAGGCCUUGAAGAAAUCUCCAAGUCAUCCUCGCCGUCUCUCGCCGAGGCUAAAUCCCGCCUCAAAGCCGCUUUCAGCUCGCUCAUGAAGUCUUCCAAGGCAGAAGUGGCCGAAAAAUCCCACGCGCUCCUGGACCUCGCUAAGAAAGGCUCCAUUUCCCCAGGACCCAGUGUCAACACCUCCGAAGAGCUCUGCGAACUCGUGCAGCGAUGCAACAGCCAGUUUCCCGAAGACAUUGGCCUGUUCGUGUUGUUCUUCCUCAACUACGUCAAACUCCAGCCGGGACAGGCCAUGUACCUCAAGGCGGACGACAUCCACGCCUACAUCUCCGGCGACAUCAUCGAGUGUAUGGCGAGCAGCGACAACGUGAUCCGCGCGGGCUUCACCCCGAAAUUCCAGGACGUCAACACUUUGACCGACAUUUUGACCUAUGACCACAACCCACCGGAGCAACAGCUUUUACAACCUGUUGACUACCCGUACGUCACGCUCAACGACAAGGCUUACAGCUCCAACAGCGACUCCCUGCUGUACGACCCGCCGAUCGAGGAAUUCAGCGUCGUGCGCACGGUGCUCAAGAAGCCCGGCGCCAAGGCCACAUUCGAGGGCAUUGCAGGUCCAAGCAUCGUCAUUUGCACGAGCGGCGAGGGCAAGGUCAGCGUCGGCCACAAGACAGAAGAAUUUAAGGAAGGCUGGGUGUACUUUGUAGGCGCCACCGCGGAGUUGGUCAUUGAAAGCAACGUCGACGAGAUGGUCACCUUCAGAGCCUUUUGCGAGAUCGAUGCCCAACAGAACGGGGCGCAUUGA
Molecule: messenger RNA, 1326 nt
Organism: Fonsecaea multimorphosa CBS 102226
Lineage: Eukaryota; Fungi; Ascomycota; Eurotiomycetes; Chaetothyriales; Herpotrichiellaceae
Exons: 2
Coding region: 1-1326 (441 amino acids)
Biological process (GO): GDP-mannose biosynthetic process; carbohydrate metabolic process
Cellular component (GO): cytosol
Molecular function (GO): zinc ion binding; mannose-6-phosphate isomerase activity
Source: RefSeq, a predicted model, not a curated record